Molecule: messenger RNA, 679 nt
Organism: Didymodactylos carnosus
Lineage: Eukaryota; Metazoa; Rotifera; Eurotatoria; Philodinida; Philodinidae
Source: the annotation of a GenBank genome assembly
AUGGUAUGGUGUAUCACCAAAUUACGACCAUAUCUAUACGGACAAGAAUUCACGCUAAUCACCGAUCAUCAUCCAUUAUGUUGGCUAAAUAAGCAGUCAUCAAAAAAUGGACGCGCAGAUCGUUGGUCAUUGCAAUUACAAGAGUAUGCAUUUGCUAUUAAACAUACGCCUGGAUCAUCCAAUUGUGUUGCUGAUUGCUUAUCACGAUAUCCCAUUGAAAAACCAGACGAUGUCGUUGAGGAACAGUUGGAAAUUAUGCAUGGUCACAUUAACAGCAUACAACCUAUCACUUUGGGCAUAUCACCACCAUUUGAUUCAUCCAAAAUCCAAGAUCAACAACGACAGGAUCAAACAAUUAAACGCAUACACGACCAAUUGAUAAAUGGCAAACGACGAUCACCAUACACAUUGGAAAAUGGCAUUGUACGCCUUUUGGUGAGGUUUUGGGGCAUACGACAGUGCCCUAAGUGCGCCACAGUCACCGUGAAAACAGCAAACGGGGCAAACCUUCCCAAAAGGCACUUUUUUUCGCAGUGUACAUUCAUAACUUCCCAUGUACUUCACUCAAAAGUCGGUGAUUUUUAUAAUAAAAUCUUGACAAUAAAACUAAUCUAAAUGCAACUAUGUCAUUUUUCCUAAUUCAAUUUUUUUAAGUAAUGCACUAGCACUCAAUAUUAAA